Brachypodium distachyon (stiff brome) is the source of this 1198-nucleotide messenger RNA. RefSeq names its product stem-specific protein TSJT1. The coding region runs from base 145 to 918 and encodes 257 amino acids. Lineage: Eukaryota; Viridiplantae; Streptophyta; Magnoliopsida; Poales; Poaceae. The transcript is spliced from 2 exons. The record is from RefSeq and is a predicted model, not a curated record.
ACUCCAAGCUCGCCCCCUAUAAAAACCAACGAACAUCUCAAUCCAAAGCUCCAUUCCGUUCCAUUGCUUCGUUCGUCUCGUUUAGACUUCCGAUUCUCCACAUUAGCAGCUCAGGACUUGAUCAGGAGCAGCAAUCCAGGAAAUAUGUUGGCCAUCUUCCAGAAGCAGGUGGCGCACGCGCCGCAGGAGCUCCACAGCCCGCGCGCCGCAGCUCAGAAGCCCAGCAAGAACCCCGACGAGAUCCUCCGCGACUUCCACUCCGCCCACCCUUCCGCCGCCUUCUCCGUCUCCUUCGCCGGCGGCGCCGCCCUCGCCUGCGUCUCCUCCACCCCCCAAAGGAUGUUCUGCGGGCUGGACGGGAUCUACUGCGUCUUCACGGGCCACCUGGACAACCUGAGCAGCCUGGCGCGGCAGUACGGCAUCUCCGGCCGCACCACCAACGAAGCCCUCCUCGUCACCGAGGCCUACCGCACGCUCCGCGACAGGGGCCCUUACCCCGCCGACCAGGUCCUCAAGGACCUCUCGGGCUCCUUCGCCUUCGUCCUCUUCGACACCAAACCCGCCGCCACCACGGGCGCCGCCGGCGCCGUGUUCGCGGCGCAGAGCACCGACGGCGGCGUGCCGCUGCACUGGGGCGUGGCGGGGGACGGCUCCGUGGUCAUCUGCGACGACCGGGACGCCGCCAAGGCCGGCUGCGGCAGGUCCUACGCGCCGUUCCCGGCGGGCUGUAUGUUCCACAGCGAGGGCGGGCUCAAGAGCUUCGAGCACCCCAUGAACCGGCUCAUGGCGAUGCCCAGGGUGGACAGCGAAGGGAUGAUGUGUGGAGCGAACUUCAAGGUGGAUGCGUUUGCCAAGGUUGGGGCGAGCAUGCCCCGCGUCGGGAGCAACGCCAACUGGGCCGCCGCCUGGGACGAGUGACGCCGCCGUCUGAAUCUUCUGAUCUCUCUCUCACUCGCAAGCCACGGCUAGCUUGCCGUCCCCGGCGACGGCGACAGUAGCGUCUGUGUUUGGAGCUUCAUUUUCUUUCCUGUUGUGUUUUUUUUUUGUUUUCUCUGUUUGCAGUGGUGUACAUUCUGAUCUGAUAUGGCCGACGAAUAACAAGGCUUCGCUUGCUUGCUUGUAGCUCAGUAUUGGAAGUGUUUGGUGCCCUGUAGCUUACCUCCGUAUUGGAAUACUUUGCUUGUUCCAUUGGUGCUCA